AUGAAAUAUACAAUCGAUCUCGACUUUGCGUUGGGUUACUCUCCUCUCCUCGUACCCUCAGCAGCAGCAGAUAUGGGCUUGCCUUGGGAUGAUGUCUUUGGCGUCUUGCACUCGUCGCGCGAUGCUUCGGGCUACGAUUGGGCUGCGAUGUCCGCUGAUCAGAUCGCGCUCAUCAAGAUGCGGUGGCACAAUGUCCAUCCGUGGUACACGGCGGACUGGGACUACGGCCUUGCGACGGUCGCUUUCUUCUGCGCCGCCAUCUUCGCCGUGUUUCUCCUGCACGUCACCGCGUGGUUCCGGGUGAGGCAGCAAAAGAGAUCCCAGCGCCUCACGCUUACAGACCGGAUUGCCGCUGCCCUGCGAUACUUCUCCGCGCGCCAAUUCCGCGUGGCACCUCUGGGGUACUACGCGCCGGCGCUGGGCAGCCUCGUGGGCGUGGCGGGGAUGAUCAUCUUCGUCUUCGUCCUAAUGCUCUCCGCGCGGCCGUACAUCUGGCCGAACCCCGCGAUGGGCCACAGCCCGCCGCUCGCGACGCGGACGGGAUGGAUGGCGCUCGGGAUCAUGCCGUUCAUGAUCGCGUUCGCGGCCAAGGCGAACUGGGUCACGCUCGUCACCGGCACGUCGCACGAGAAGCUGCAGGUGUUCCACCGCUGGUCGGCCGUCCUGAUGUAUGUUACUGCGCUGGUGCAUACGUGUUUGUUCAUCAUGCAUGACCGCGCGAUGGGCACGCUGUCGUCCCAGUGGUACUCGUCCGAGUUCUUCUGGACAGGGACGGUCGCGCUGGUUCCCCAGACGUUUCUCGUCCUUGGAUCGUGGAGCGUCUUCCGGAACAGGUACUACGAGAUCUUCAAGAACGCAUCGGGUUUGUUCAUGGCCGCCAUGCUCGUGCACAUAGACUUCACGCUCUCUUCCUGGGACUACUUCAUCGCCACCGGCGCACUCUACUUCACCUCCUGGUUUUACCGCGAGGGCCGCACCCUACUCGUCUCCCGCCUGGGGCUCCCCGCGACAGUAGAAUCCGCCGGCCCAGGACUCGUGAAGCUGACCAUCCACGGCGUCGGCGACAAGAUCCGCUGGGCGCCGGGGCAGCAUGCCUUCGUGCGCGUGCUGUCGCUCGGGAUCCACGCGCUCACGACGCACCCGUUCACGAUCGUAUCGCUCCCGCAGGACAAGGACAAGGACGCGGUCAUGAUCAUGGCCGUGCGCAGUGGGACCACCCGCGCGCUGGCACGGCGGGCUGCCGACGCCGCGCCCUGGUCGACCCGGGUGCUGUUCGACGGGCCGUACGGCGGCGUGCGAUUCCCCGUCCGUGCGCACGAGGCCGUGUUUCUGUGCGCCGGCGGGACGGGCGCGACGUUUGUGCUGCCCGUGCUCGCGGAUCUGGUUGCGCAGCGCGCGAGGAUCUGUCGGCGGGUCGAGCUGGUGAUUGCCGUGCGAGACGAGGACGCCUAUGAGUGGAUGCAGGCAUUCAUCGACACUGCACUCAAGGACGCGCCCGAGUGUAUAGCGAUCUACGUCCGCAUCUUCUUCACCUGCUCCGGCGCGGAGAAGAUCAAGCAGGAUCCCGACGAUGCGAGCAGCCUCGCACGGGGCGUGAUCGCAUAUGGCCGGCCCAGCCUGUCCGCUAUCGUCAACGAGGCCAAGCACAGCGCGACAUCCGUCGCCAUGAUCGGCUGUGGCCCAGAGACGUUCAUGUACGACCUCCGCAAUGCGGUUGCCGACGCGCAGCUCGAGAUUCUCGAUGGUCUUGGGUGCCUGUGUAAGGACCUCUUCUUCCACGGCGAGUCGUAUAGGUGUGUCUUUGGUGAGGAGGAUGUCUAGUGCAUUACAUACUGUGCGCUUCCAGAUCACGUUGAAUGCGUCUGGUUCCAUUCCGGUUAUCGUUAGAAUGUAAUCCUUCAUACUUGAAAGAAUGGCCCAAGCCCAAACUGCACGUCUUUUGCGGAUACCGAUGAAAAGCUGAAGUUUUCGUUCUUCAGUCCUCAAGUCGCAGGUUCAGUCCUCAGUUUCACUCAAGUCAGUCCACCUCUCCAACACAGCUGUGUUGCUCCACUC
Messenger RNA from Mycena citricolor, 2055 nucleotides. Lineage: Eukaryota; Fungi; Basidiomycota; Agaricomycetes; Agaricales; Mycenaceae. The record is from the annotation of a GenBank genome assembly.